GCGCGUUUUUCAAAAAUUCCGGAAGUGAGUGGUUGUGAUGCGGGCGGACUCCCGGCAGGUGUCGUCUCCGCUCUCCCGUCUCAGAACGCCAUAAAAAAUGAACUCCAGAAAUGGGACUAACGGGAGGCCGAGUCCUAAAACUGCGGUGCCAAAAUCAGACAGUGACUUGGAAAAACUCAAGAGGGAAAAUGCGAUCCUGAAAAAGAAACUGGAAGAAUCCAACAAAUCUAAGCUGUCUGGUGCGGAGAGGAACAGACUACUGGAGAAAAUUCUUGACCUGGAAACCCAGAAUGUGAAAGAAAGCGAUGAUAGGGCCAGACAAGGUGAAGUAAUACAAAAUUUCAGUGAAGCCGUUAAUGCUAGGAAUAAUGGACAGGUACGCCUGGCGGAGCUGGAAGCCAAGAGACUGGAAGAAGUGUCCUCAGAAAUCCAGAGACUGUUCCCAGACGUUUCACCUCGUAAGGUUCCAUUGAAAGCUAGCGCCUCUGAGAACGCCCAGAACCCAACCAAGGCAGACAAUGCAAGCAGCAUGCAGAUCGUGGAGGCACAGUUACAAGACGCCCUGGUAAAGAAUCGGCAGUGGUUGGUGUAUGACCAGCAACGAGAGGCCUACGUACAGGGGUUAAUGGCUCGCAUUGUUGAUCUGGAGCGACAAGUGGUGAAUGCCAAACAAUCCCAACAAGCAACAGAGAGUAACUCCGAUGCAAAAGAAGAUAAACAGAAAUAUUACGACCGGCUAAUGCUUGCUGCAAAAAAAGAUCUUGAAGGGGAAAGGCAAAUAACCUCCCAGCUAAAUUCUGAACUUUCUGAGCUGAGAUUGAAGUACGAGGAGAAGAAGAAAGAGCUUGAAAAUGUAUCCGCUACCUUAAAAUCCCUCCGAGAAAGUGAGAAGGGGCAGCGGGAGGAUGAGAGGAGGCGGUUUAAGGAAAAAAUGCGGCAGUUAAAAUAUGAAGUUGAUUUGUAUCUUGAGAAGUACGAAGAGGAAAAGAAAAAAAACUUGGAUCUUUCAAAUCAGAUCCAGAGGUGCACUGCAGACUUGGAAAAUGGGAAGAUCGACCAACAAAAUGUACAACAGCAACUAAAUAAAGUACUGAAAGAACUGAGGAAAACCAGGGAACAGAUCACAAAGCUGGAGCCGGCGAAACGGGACAUAUAUUUUGUCGACACCUCCGGCAACUUUGCUUCUGACUUCAGCGACAAGCUGAGCCUGAGAGAGGAGCAGCCAUCUCCAAAGCUUAAAAAUGUCUUAGACGAGAGCUUCCUGGAGUGCCCCAGAUGUCGAGUGGUGUACCCGACCAGCCAGCACCGGGAGCUCCUGGCACACUUAGAUUUCUGCACCAGCUGAAGACGUCCUACUGUACCAGCCGGCCGGCCUGACAGCGAUCCUACAGAAAGGAGGGUUUCUACCUUGUACACUCCAGCCUCGGGGGUUUGUCUUAUAUUUCUUUAAGCGUAAUGUUGUAUGUGCAGUCCUACAUUGGUUUUCAUACAUUGAUAACCACGUAUCAUACUGCUGAGAUUGUCCGUCCCGGGUCGGUCAUCAUACAUUGCAAUGAAUGAUAUAAGUUAUUCAAUGUAUGGUCUAGAGCAGGGAUCAGCAACUCCCAGAAUCCUCCUCUCCCUUCUAUAGGAGUUACAAGUAGAGCCAAGUAAAUGUGCAUGCUGGGAGUUGUAGUUUGCACAGCAGCUGGAGUGCCGGAGGUUGCUGAUCCCUGGUCUAGGGUAUUUGACCAGCUCUGGCAAAACUGGGGUUAAUUGAACUGACAUAAGUGGGGUCUGGCGGCCAUUUUGCACUUAGAACUGUUACUACAUCCAUCUGUAACCACCAGGCCGUAAGGGGCGCCUUUCUCCUCGCUUGCACUGAUUUACGUCUUGCUGCCCCUAGAAAUAUUCACUGUUACUGUAAGAGAAGAGAAACGUGUAAAAUGAAUUUGCUUGAAUCUGCUUAACUUAUAACAUUGCACUUUUUAUUUCAAAAUGGUCAUGGUUUUGUAAAAUAAAUACUUUUUUUUUUUUUAUCUUUCACGCUAUAUUUUAAACAUGGUGCCAUUAAUACUUGGUUUACUGAACUUUGAAAUGGAGAUUAUUACUAUGAGAAAUGGGAUAUAAUAAAGAUUUUA
Molecule: messenger RNA, 2120 nt
Organism: Bufo bufo (common toad)
Lineage: Eukaryota; Metazoa; Chordata; Amphibia; Anura; Bufonidae
Gene: CEP55
Product: centrosomal protein 55
Exons: 8
Coding region: 98-1345 (415 amino acids)
Biological process (GO): regulation of phosphatidylinositol 3-kinase/protein kinase B signal transduction; mitotic cytokinesis
Source: RefSeq, a predicted model, not a curated record